This is a messenger RNA of Seriola dumerili (greater amberjack), 3295 nucleotides long. RefSeq names its product tubulin folding cofactor B (gene tbcb). The record is from RefSeq and is a predicted model, not a curated record. Gene Ontology annotation, cellular component: microtubule plus-end; nucleus; cytoplasm. Lineage: Eukaryota; Metazoa; Chordata; Actinopteri; Carangiformes; Carangidae. Gene Ontology annotation, molecular function: alpha-tubulin binding; microtubule plus-end binding. The transcript is spliced from 7 exons. Gene Ontology annotation, biological process: post-chaperonin tubulin folding pathway; cytoplasmic microtubule organization; tubulin complex assembly. Bases 198 to 938 code for a protein of 246 amino acids.
GUAGCAGGAAUCGGUGUUAUAAUUUUCCAACCACACGGCGAGGCUCGUUGUACCACCGUUAGUGUUAUUAUAACGUAAAAGUUACGGAUUCAUCUGGCUAAACUGUGAUACAGAGACGAGUCAAAGUUCUUUAAAUACCAUCGAAGAAAAAGUACACGUUUUUUUUGACCAGGAGCUGUGUCCAAACAGUCAGGAUAAUGGACGGCCAAGUGACAAUAGUUACCAACCCCACUGUGAAUGUGCGCCUAACAAGCACCAUCAUCUCCUUUGAGACGCAGCGCAGGUUCAAUAGAGGGAUUAGUGUUGCAGAGCUGAAGGGAAAGUUGGAGAUGGUUGUGGGCACACCAGCCUCCUGCAUGGACCUGGAGUUAUACAGUGUCUCUGACAAGUUCAUGCAGAAAAUAGACGACAAUGAAGCUUUGCUGGGUUCCUAUCCUGUGGAUGAUGACUGCAGAAUACAUGUCAUUGAUAGAAGUGGAGGUCAGAUGGGUGAAUUCACUGAUGUUUCCAAAGUGGAGAAGUUUGAACUCUCAGAUGAGGCAUAUGAUAAGAAAACAGACUCAGCAAGGUCAUUCAUGAAGAAACAACGUGUUGGCCGCUUCAAUGAGGAAGAAGUGGCCAAGAAGAAAGCUGAUCUCGCUGCUCGGGAGGAGGAACAGAAGGCUGCUGCUGAUGCCAUUUCUGUUGGCAGCCGAUGCCAAGUGCAUGUCCCUGGGCAGCCCACGAAGGUUGGCACAGUCAUGUAUGUUGGCACAGCAGAUUUCAAGCCAGGCUUUUGGGUGGGUGUGAAGUACGACGAGCCCCUGGGAAAGCACGAUGGAAUUGUUGAAGGGAAGCGAUACUUUGAUUGUGAGAACAAAUAUGGUGCAUUUGUGAAGCCCCUGAGUGUGACUGUGGGAGACUUCCCUGAGGAGGAUUAUGGUUUAGAUGAGAUGUAGGACUGUGUGGUUUGUAGUUUUUCUGCCCUGAAAUUUCCAUUCAGCAACCUGGAGAUAACAGAGUCAUAUAUAUUGUAACGAAUGUCUUUUUUUGUUUGUUUGUUUCGUGCUUCUCUGGAAGGCAUGAUCAAAAGGCAUUUCAGCCUCAGUAACUUCAAUGCAACUUGACAGAGGUGACUGUCAGGUAGUAGUCUCUUGGUGAACUGGAUAUGAUAAUAACACAGCAUAAUCACAGGAGUAGCUCACACCAACAAGGUUUGAUAAAGGAGAGUAUUUGUUCAUGUGAGGCGGCAUAAUGAAGGUUAAUAUGUAGUUCUUCACUUCAUGCACUUGCUUUACUAGUACUUGUUGCUCCCAUGCUUUCUUAAGGUGGGUCUUCAAUGUCAUCCGGCAUUGUUGACAGUUUGGAUACCAACUAUUGUGUAAAAAGAUGAUUGUAUAUAACUGUCUAUAGUGAACUGUAGUCUUAGCAUUUGUUGAAGACUGUAAAUUGCUGAGAGAGUGGUCCAAGGAUUGGAAAACUGUUUGCUGAAGGAAAAAUUUACCCUAAAAUACUUUGACACUAAAAUCAAAAGUGUAAUUGUUGCUCAUAGCCCUGACUAAUACAAUGUCCAGUCAUUUACUUAAAUCAGUCUUCAAUGGUCUUCAAUGGUCAAAGUCAUUCCACUAUUGAACAAUUGACAAAAACUUCACAGUUCAAGGACAGUUCAAGGACAAACUCCCCAAAUCCCCACCAACAGUAGCCUGAAUAGUCCAUAAUGAAACACAGCUGUAAGCGGAAGCGGAAACUCUUGUUCCUAUUUGCUAUAUUUGCAGUUAUUGCCAUUUACACAGGUGUACGAUGCCAAAAUAUGAGCAUUAAAGUAUGCAAGGGUAUAUAUUUCCUUUCUAAACAACUUAUAAUUCCUUAAAUUUCAUUAUUCGUUUGUAUGUGGUAUGUAAAACAGUCCCAUUUUUAGGCUUCCAAGUGGAUAUAAGAUGUAAUUCCCCUUUAUUUUUCUGAUUGAAUUCCUCUUGUUAAAAAAUUUAAGUUUCUGCACUUUAAUGUAUCCUGCUUAUAUUGAACCACUGAAAUAAAAAAAAAUAUUGUUUCAAGAUAAAAAUUUGAUUUAUUUUUGUUUAAUUUAAAUGCGAUCUAUCAGAUCAAAUUUAUCUACUUAAGAUAAAGCUCAGAUAAGCUUUCCUGUAUACAAAUGGGAUGACAUCAUCCAAAAAUAAAUCCAAUAUCUACGGAGAGUGUAUUCUGUUUGAUUUUAAAGUGUAUCAAAAAUUCAAAUAGCAUUCAAAUUCAAGUCAUACCCAACAGACAUUUCUUUUUUUAAUUCCUGAAGUUCUAUAUAAGCAUGGCACAUUGAAUUUCAUGCUGUGUCAAGCAGUACAGUCCCUCAGCACUAGUAUUACACAGCUUUUUGUUCAAGUGGGCUUAAGUAAUAGGUCAUUUAGUGGAGAUGUAUAAGUAUAAAGUAACUCCAUGAGACUUACAUUGUACUAUUAGAUGCAUAUUUUUUAUUGAAUACCAUUGAUACCAGGUUGGCCAUCAGCGUAAUAUUUCAAAACACAAGCACAGCGAAACCUAUGAAACUGAUUGUAUGUAUUUGCCGCUCCUGUGUCUACAUGGUAAAGUGCAUCAUCUUGUGUUCAGUCUCUGAACUAUCUGACAGUGAACAGGUACAUCAGUCACACUUCAGUUAACUGCCUCUCUCUCCAUUACAAUCACCACAACACUUUUGAUAAUGCAUUUCAAAUUAAUGAUAUGCCUUAUUUAUGAUUCCUUAUGUGUUACUGGUUCAAAACUGUUAAUAUCCUUUUUUUGUCCUCUAAAUCAGAACAGAGGAAAUGUAAAUUAAUUAUUUUUGUGGUUUCUUUUCAAUGAAAUGUCAUAGCCACAUAUACAAACAUGGAGUAUUGUUCUCUUUUCAUCUUUUAAAACCUGUUAAUUUCUAAGGUGCUGAUUCACUAUGUGCCAAAGGGUAAUGCAUAAUUAUAAAAAAUAAUUUGCCAGUAUAGUAGCUAAUUAAAUAGAGUGGAUUUGUCAGUAUGUAUAAUGUAACAUGAACCAUUUACACUCUGCCUGAAACUUAAAUUUAUUGCAAUUAACAUUUCUCCUCAUUUUAAAUUAUUGUAUAUAUAAAAGUAAUUCUGUUUUACCAUUUUCUCCAAUUUUACUGCUACUUCUGUCUACCUGUAUCUAUUGCAUGUCUGUCCAUCCUGAUAGUGGGAUCACUCAGCUCUUUUUUUCCUCAUCUUAAUUCAGGAUCUAAGGAUAUAGGGUGUGAUAUGUUGUACAGAUUAUAAAACCCUCUGAAGCAAAUUUGUGAUUUGGGGCUGUAUGAAUAAAAUUGACAUGCAACAAUGAA